Messenger RNA from Brassicogethes aeneus, 630 nucleotides. The record is from the annotation of a GenBank genome assembly. Lineage: Eukaryota; Metazoa; Arthropoda; Insecta; Coleoptera; Nitidulidae.
CUUGAUACGCCCCUGGAUGACGUGGCGCAUGCGUAUACAACGCAUUUGACAGACACCGACGUUUUAACGAAUUCAUUAUUGUUUGCCAGUGAUUCGUUCGUGUACAACGUCGAAAAAUCACCGUUUGAAACCCCCGAAACCAAGGAAAAAGCUGCAAAAUGGUUACUCACAUCACUAGCAAGGAUGAUCUCGAAGCAAAAUUGAACGAUGCUGGUUCAAAAUUGGUUAUCAUCGACUUUUUCGCCACCUGGUGCGGACCAUGCAAGAUGAUCUCGCCCAAAUUGGAGGAACUCGCCAAAGAAUACUCCGACAUUGUCAUCUUGAAAGUUGAUGUUGAUGAAUGCGAAGAUGUGGCUAUGGAGUACAAAAUUUCGUCGAUGCCCACUUUCAUUUUCAUCAAGAACAAGCAAACAAUCACCACUUUCAGUGGUGCCAACUACGACAAACUGAAACAAUGUAUUUUGGAAAACAAGUAGAUAUAUUUUUCACUGUAUUAAAAAAAAACGUACUUGAGUUUAAACUUAUAAAUGUUCCAUAUAUUUUGCAUAGUUUUUUAAUGUAUUGUACACAAUUGUUCAAGUUUCCACAGUAGUAGUGCCUCUAUCACAAUAAAGUGUUAUAUAUUUGUGU